Molecule: messenger RNA, 2923 nt
Organism: Triticum aestivum (bread wheat)
Lineage: Eukaryota; Viridiplantae; Streptophyta; Magnoliopsida; Poales; Poaceae
Product: BURP domain-containing protein 3-like
Exons: 1
Coding region: 764-1690 (308 amino acids)
Source: RefSeq, a predicted model, not a curated record
UCUCUAUCACGUAUACAAGAAUAAUUAUAUGCGAGUACAACUUCAAGCACCAUCCACUCAAUAACAACAUUAUUGUUUUUAGGUUGUCCGUAAAAAUCCUAGACAUAUUAUCUUCAAUUCUCUUCUUUAUUUUUUUCUCCACACCACACCACCACAAUUCGUACGUGGCAACUUUUAGAGACAAAGAGAGAAAGAGUUGGAGGGAAGGGGAUUUUUCUCUCCUGUAGGAUUUUUAACCCUACAUUUUUCCUAUUCCAACGUUUUCAUAUAUAUUUUUAUACAAUCAGAAGUCCUUAAUAAAUUUGGAUUGGACAGUACUACCUCCGUCCUAGUUUAUUGAUGCUUCUUGUAUUUUGUGUCAAAUUUUGACCAGAGAUUUAACUAACAAAACAUUAGUGCAUGUCAUAAAAAAUAAUCGAAUCGAAUAAUAUUAUUUUUUAUGACACAUUUUGUUAGUUAAAUCUACGGUCAAAAUUUGGCACGAUGAAGACCAAUAUACCACGACGAAGGUAGUACUCCAGUACUCCACUAGCACUUGAAAACGUAGACGCUUCUUCCCAACACUCCCAUGCAGGAUUAAUAUAUACUCCCUCCGUUCCUAAAUAUAAGUCUUUUUAGAGAUUUCAAUGCGGACUACAUACGGAGCAAAAUGAGCGAAUCUACACUCUAAAAUAUGUCUAUAUGCAUUCGUAUGUAGUUCUUACUAAAAUCUCUAAAAAGACUUAUAUUUAGGAACAGAGGGAGUACUACUAUACGCUAUUGCAUGCAGGUUGCGUGUGUGGAGCAUGCAGCUGGGACUGCGGCUCCGGAGCAGUACUGGAAGUCUCUUCUUCCCAACACUCCAAUGCCAAGCUCCCUCUUUCAGCUCCUCAACGCGUCGUCGGUGAGCGCCAGUGUGGGGGCGGAGCAUCAGAAGCCCAGGGGCACCACGGUGGGCGUUCGCACCCGCUUCAGAUACCACACAUACCUCAUGGGCACAACGGAGGUGCACGCCGACCCCAGUGUCGCGCUCUUCUUCCUGAAGAAGGACCUGCAGAUGCGCACCGGCCAAAAAAAGUUGAUGAAGGUCGAUUUCAUGGCCACCCGGGGGGCAGGAGACAAGUUUUUGCUGCGAAGCGAGGCCGACGCCAUCCCAUUCACCACCGAGAAGCUCCCACAAAUCCUUAGCCGCUUCUCCGUGAAGCCGGGCUCCCUUGAGUCGUCGGAGAUGGCGCAGACGCUUCAAGACUGCGAAGCGCGGGCGGCCCAAGGUGAGCAGAUGUGGUGCGCCACGUCUCUGGAGUCCAUGAUCGACUUCGCCAUGUCAAGCCUCGGGAGCAACGAGCUGAGGGCCAUGUCCACCGCCGUUGGCAAGGAGGGAACACCGAUGCAGGAGUACACAUUGACCAGCGUGACGCACCCCGCCGCUGACCAGCUCGUGGUCUGCCACAUGGAGCCGUACGCAUACGCCGUGUUCGCAUGCCACCUGACACGGGCGACGAGGGCGUACAUAGUGUCGAUGGCCGGUGAGGAUGGCACGGACGUCGAGGCCGUCGCGCUGUGCCACGCGGACACGGCCGGCUGGAACCCAACGCACGUCGCCUUCCAGGUGCUCAAGGUGAAGCCCGGCACUGUGCCGGUCUGCCACCUGGAAUCACGCUGGCAACCAGCAAAGUCAUACAAGACCGAAAGCUAUGCCAUGGUGGAGUAAUAAAAAAGGAAAACUCCAAAGCGAUCAAAACUUUGGCACCUCUCAUAUUCGUGUGUCUCUAUUACAUCGUAUGUACUGGUCUUUGAAAUGGAUCACUGCAGUUUGCAGGCAGCACCUGCUUGCAUUGCAUGGUAAAAUUUGGACAACACAGGGUAUAGCCGAUUAUUUGAACUAGGGAUGAAUUCUUAUUAGUUUCUGCUAUACAUAAAUCUAUGGAUGUGCGUUUUUGUUUUAGCUUAGAGUAUGAUGAUUGCCCUAACCUUCAAGCUGUGGAAAUGUUUCAGGUCUCAGAUCAUAUAUAGAAGUCUUUUCGGUGGUCCCUUCGAGCUUCAGCCAGAUUCACUUGUGUUCGCACUGGCUAAGUUCCUAGUGUCUGGGUAGCUUUUGGUUCAUGAGAUUAACUAUUUGGGCGGAAUAGUAGUUUAUCCUCUGUUAUGUUGAUCUAUCUGAGCAGUAUAUGGUGUAGACAACACACCUUAUUUCGCUCUGUUUCCUUAACCAUUUCUUUCUUCUGAAAAUCUCGAUGCUUAAACAACAUGUUUCAUUCUUGUAGUAUUGGAACAGGUUGAUUACUUGUGCACACGGUGCAUAGCACCACGGACCGCCAACUACACCUUUUGCAUAUUAUUACCAUUCAAAAAAGAAAAAAAAACAUCUAGUGCAGAUUGUGGAGACUGCAUGUAUACUGUGAUGUUUCGCUGGCGUCUACCAGAGCUUGAGUUCCUGUUCAGCAGAUUCACUCCUGUUGUCCAACUCAUAGUAAGGAAUUCAUCAUUUUAUAUUGUUCACUCUUUUGACCUUGGAUCCAUUACUCGGAUUCUGCAGAACAAAUCACAGCUAAUAGUGAAUUCAGCAGUUGGCCGUUUGCAUCCAGACAAGAGAAGUGAGGGAUGGGAGCCUCUGUCUUCAUAUCUCGACGAAGUGCUGCGCACUUCUGCGCCGACUCUAUCAAAGGUAAUUAUAGUACAUGUGGUUCUUCUGUUGCAUGAUGGAUUAAUCGGGCAUUGGAUACUAAUUUGCAGGGGUCUCUCUCCCUCUUGACCAACCUGAAGUCUGAAACCCUAUGGAGGAGGAAGCUACUAGAGUAUGACUCUAUCUCGCGCCUCCUCCUUGGCUUCUCCACACCGCCAGUGUCCCUCCAGCCUUCACACCCCCUGCAAUCUGCUCUGCCCAUUGCCACGCCAGGCCCGUGCUCCCCAUUCAUAACAUCUUCCUCAGCCUCCUCUCUUCUCC